GUUCUUCUUGCCCGGUUAGAUGAGUACGAAGUCUCGGACUCGUGCUCCCAGUUGUCAACAAAAUCACGACAAAGUGAUACCGAACUACAGCAAACAGGAGCUGAAGUGGAAAUCAAGGAGAAAGGGGCCAACACCUCUAAAAAGGGAAUUAGUCAAUCAGCACUAAAAAUAGAGGAAUGUAAUAAAUCCGAAUUAUCCAACCUGUCAUCAUGCACCAAGCAAAGAAACAC
Molecule: messenger RNA, 230 nt
Organism: Amoebophrya sp. A25
Lineage: Eukaryota; Dinophyceae; Syndiniales; Amoebophryaceae
Source: the annotation of a GenBank genome assembly